AUGAGUAAUAUGAAAUUAAAUUAUGGCAUUUACACCUGGACACUAAUACUAUUAAUUUUUGCUACAAGUCUCGUGGUGGCAGGUCGAGAUUUUUAUAAAAUUUUAAAUGUACCAAAAUCAGCGACAUUAAAUCAGAUAAAAAAAGCUUUUAGAAAAUUAGCAAAAGAAUUACAUCCAGAUAAAAAUAAAGACGAUGCACGUGCACAAGAACGUUUUCAAGAUCUUGGUGCAGCGUAUGAGACAUUAUCCGAUCCAGAUAAACGAAAAAUUUAUGACAAAUCGGGAGAAGAAGGAGUGAAAAGGCAUGGGGACGAUGGUGGAUUCCAUGAUCCAUUUCCAAAUUUUUUUGGAGAUAUUUUUGGUGGUGGAGGAGGUGGUGGCGAAAGUAAUGUGCCUCGUGGUGGUGAUGUCAUUUUAGACAUAUUUGUUACACUUGAAGAAGUCUAUAGUGGUAACUUCGUUGAAGUAGUUCGUGCUAAACCGGUGGCAAGAAAAGCAAGCGGAAGUCGUCAAUGUAAUUGUCGAACGGAAAUGCGUACAAAACCAUUGGGAGCAGGGCGAUUUCAAAUGAUACAAGAACAAGUGUGUGAUAAAUGUGAUAAUAUCAAAUUUGUAACAGAAGAAAGCGUAUUAGAAAUUGAAAUAGAACCAGGUGUUCUCGAUGGAUUUCAGUAUCCAUUUACUGCUGAAGGAGAGCCACACAUUGAUGGAGAGCCAGGAGAUUUAAUAUUUAUUAUUCGACUACAAAAGCAUAAAAAAUUUGAACGAAAAAAUAAUGAUUUAUAUAUAAAUUUAACAAUAACAUUACAAGAUGCAUUAAAUGGUUUUGAUGUUGAAUUUCCACAUUUAGAUGGACAUAAAGUAAAAUUAACACGUGAAAAAAUUACUUGGCCAGGUGUUAGAAUUAGGAAAAAGGGUGAAGGUCUACCAGCACAUGAGAGCAAUACAAUUGUUGGUGAUUUAUUUAUAACAAUUGAUGUUGAUUUUCCAAAAGGUGAAUUGAAUACGGAUCAACGAGAAGCUGUGAAAACGUUGCUCAAUCAACAAUCAAAACAUAAUUUGUACAAUGGAUUAUAG
Didymodactylos carnosus is the source of this 1077-nucleotide messenger RNA. NCBI's taxonomy places the organism in Eukaryota, Metazoa, Rotifera, Eurotatoria, Philodinida, Philodinidae. The record is from the annotation of a GenBank genome assembly.